Messenger RNA from Rhipicephalus microplus (southern cattle tick), 1418 nucleotides. Its product is annotated as chitinase domain-containing protein 1. The record is from RefSeq and is a predicted model, not a curated record. Gene Ontology annotation, molecular function: oligosaccharide binding; chitin binding. Gene Ontology annotation, biological process: carbohydrate metabolic process. Gene Ontology annotation, cellular component: endomembrane system. NCBI's taxonomy places the organism in Eukaryota, Metazoa, Arthropoda, Arachnida, Ixodida, Ixodidae.
CUUUGUGGCAGCGCGGCUUUUUGGUUUCGAGAAUGCCUAUUCACGCCUUACCUGCCUUACCUUUAUUUCUGGCAUUAUCUCUGGUUUUACACGCUGCUUAUGGAACUAUAUCGCCGUCAGAUAAAAAGAAAUCUAAGAGCGCACAAGCGUUAGACCCCGGAUCUGAGGACGUUUUCGAGCGUGAUUUAGUGAAAGAAGUUUUCAAAGUCGGUGAUAUUUUGAAGCAUCACCGCUCCUACUGCAACACAAAAACAAAAACCAGGCGUUUCGCCGGCGAUGUGCUUGGCUAUGUUACCCCGUGGAACAACCGUGGAUACGACAUCGCCAAGAUAUUCGGCUCUAAGUUUCGCUUUGUUUCGCCAGUUUGGCUGCAGCUCGAGCUUUCGCAAGAAACGACGACGGGCUUUGCAGUCGCCGGACAGCAUGACGUCGACGUGGGAUGGGUUCAGGACGUGAAAUCCGCAGGGGAAGCUGUAAGAAUGGUUCCUCGUGUUUUGUUCGAAAAGUGGACGCCCCAACUCCUAACGAAAGUAUCCUCAUCAAAGAAGAAGAUGGGCGCAAUGGCAAAGACAUUAGUGGACGUAGCCCAAAAGAGUGGCUUCAAUGGAUACGUCCUGGAAUUGUGGUCACAGUUUGGAGGACAGAUGACUGCAGAAAUGACAAAACUUGUUCAACAUCUGGCCAAGGAGCUCCAAGCUGAGAACUUGGACCUGAUUCUUGUCAUUCCACCUGCAGUGUACCAAGGGAACAUGCCAGGAAUGUUUUCGAAGAAGGACUUUGAUAACUUGGUGGAUCACGUGACUGCAUUUAGCCUGAUGACCUACGACUACUCAAGCCCACAGAGACCUGGGCCAACAAGUCCUAUUCAAUGGGUACGCAAGUGCGUAGAACUCCUGGCUCCUGAGAAAGGUCCUCAGCGUGCGAAGAUACUUCUGGGCCUCAACUUUUAUGGUUAUUCGUAUACAAGUGUAGGCGGUGGACCAAUCCUUGGAAGCCAGUUCAUACAAGAGCUCUCUAAAAGCAAGAAGCACUUGAUAAACUGGGAUAAUGAAGCGUCGGAGCAUUACUUCGAGUACAAGUUGCAAGAUGGCAAGCGGACAGUCUUCUACCCCACCCUGCACUCAAUCAACGAGCGAGUGAAGUUAGCAGAAUCUCUAGGCACUGGUCUGGCCAUCUGGGAGCUGGGCCAGGGCUUGGAUUACUUCUACGACCUUCUUUAGGUGGGACAGCUGUCCUGUAUAUAGUGUGUCAGGUUAUUUCACUUGUGGAUUCAAGUGAAUUGCCUUGGUUGGUACGUCGCUUUAUCAUCUUUCAGCUGGACAAUCACUGCCUGUUUUACGCACCGUUCUGUAAGAACCAAGAUUGUUUUGUGCAUUCUACAUCUUGUUAUGUCUUAUAAAAAUGCUUAGUCGUGUUUC